AUGCCUCCAGCAAAAUCCUCGCGAAACCACGACGACUCCAAGGCCGAAGGCCCCAAUUCCAAGGAAAAGGGCGGCAACGGUCACUCUUCGACCAAGAUGCGCCGGGGCGCCAGCCAGCAGAAUCACUCUCAUCUGCGCGAAGUUACAAACGCUGCUGCCAUUCCUCCUCCUCAGCCUGCUGCUGAGCCUUCUCCUCCUAGUCUACAAUGGACCACUUUCGAGCGAGACAUCCUCCAUGCUUACCGUCGCGAGCAUCGCCUGAACACCCCGAGCUCCUUCUCGAACCCCUACCGUCAAUGGAUUCUCUCGCAACCGAACGGAAUUGGCCUCCAUUCCCCAACCAUGGUUCGACGCCAGCAAGCUCGUCGCCAGAGCAAGGACAAGCUUGCUCUGGCCGUGCGCAAGCAUUUUAACGGAAUGGGUGUGCAAGAGAACGACGUGAUCGUCGACUUUAUUUACAAGAUUCGUCACGACACCACCCGCAUCUCGAAGCCGUACUCGGCCCCGACGGCGACGACGAAAUAA
Fusarium keratoplasticum is the source of this 525-nucleotide messenger RNA. Its product is annotated as SAP30-Sin3-bdg domain-containing protein. The coding region runs from base 1 to 525 and encodes 174 amino acids. NCBI's taxonomy places the organism in Eukaryota, Fungi, Ascomycota, Sordariomycetes, Hypocreales, Nectriaceae. The transcript has 2 exons. Gene Ontology annotation, cellular component: histone deacetylase complex. Gene Ontology annotation, molecular function: transcription coregulator activity; protein binding. Gene Ontology annotation, biological process: regulation of DNA-templated transcription. The record is from RefSeq and is a predicted model, not a curated record.